Molecule: messenger RNA, 4252 nt
Organism: Ostrea edulis (European flat oyster)
Lineage: Eukaryota; Metazoa; Mollusca; Bivalvia; Ostreida; Ostreidae
Exons: 7
Coding region: 571-3816 (1081 amino acids)
Biological process (GO): lipoprotein metabolic process; lipid transport
Cellular component (GO): extracellular region; membrane
Molecular function (GO): lipid binding
Source: RefSeq, a predicted model, not a curated record
CUAUUCGAUGGUUAGACGAUGUGGUGUUUCUUUACUUCAAAUGCAGCGAAAGCAUCUAGCGUUAACAAAUAAGUUAUAUUAUAAUUACUGUUUCUUCUCGUUUUUACUCACUGAAAUUAUGUGAACAUAACCUUCUCUGAAAUAUAUCAGACCCUUUGACGGACUUUUCUGUGAAAAUUCACGAGAAAACGAGGCGAUUGAAAAGGUAUCCUGUAUAAGAUCUAAGUCGUCCACCAUGUUGUUUACACAAGUUGACGGAGUCUGAAAAUGUGUAACGUUCGUUGUCAUCGGUGGGCGGGCCCUGGAAGCGUGAAUUUACAAACAUAGCGUUUGAACCACAACAAAAAACAUAGCGUUAAUCGUGGAGUGAUUAUAUAUGAUUAAGAAAAUAAGAUUUACAUGCUUUUACGGAUUUUAUGUGCAACACCGCAGAACGACGUGAACUAGGGUAGACGAGAUUCAAAAUGGAGGAAUACAUGUCCACGCGCUAAUAUUCGAAUCGACGCCAUUGGUACCAAACUUUUCAAGUUCCAUAGAAACUCCAAUUGCUAGCAAGUUCUGUUUAAGAAAAUGUUUACUGGGGCAGAUGAAGAUCUGUACAUUUGCUAUUUGACUAUGGAAGGAAUAACAAAGAUUCUUAAGAGAGAAGGCUUUGGUCUCAUACGACAACCGAGAGACCACAACGCAUUUUACUACAUCGUUCAUGCAAUAAAAAAUACGCCUGAAAAACCUUCUUUGUGGGAAAUAAGGAAAAUGAAGAACGAGAUAUUCGAGUUUGAAGUAUCCAAUGCCUUGUAUUUUCACCUCUUUCUUCCUCAAUGCAUUGAAUGUGACGGGAAAGUGUCACCAGAGAAAUGUUUAGAGAGGGAUUUCGAUCUAUCUCGGGAUGAGAAAAGGUCUCCUUCACCAAGAGAAAUGUUUGCUACUUCAGAAGUGUUACAGAGAAACAUCUGUUUAUAUCGAAUGAGCGCUUCCUCUGUGAAAGUGAUUAGUGAUUUCAGGGGUUUCAUAUUUACCCCAAUCCUACGACAUUGCUGUACAAAAGAACCCGUAUGCAUCGUCAUGAUAGAAAAAAACGACGGAUAUCCUGAUUUUGCUGUGAUUGAUUUUCUCGAUCAUGAGAAGGACUUGAACUCCUGUCCAGGUGUUCUAGUCAAUAGAGAGCAUGUAGAUUGUUUCGGUCUCAAAUUUUCCAACAAUUUUGAAAACCUCUUCACAACACCUACAUACAGUUGUUAUGAAAAUGUCACUGACUUGUUCGAACGAUUUAGUUUAGAAUUAUACGGACACGAGGAACAUUACAUUCGAGUUAGAAAUGCAGUGUGUGAUUUUGAGGUGAAUGAAGAAAAUGUAGAAUUGUUUUGUAAGUAUGCAGAUGAGUCUCCUAAUGAGUUGGAAGAAAUUGAACUUGGCGAAAAAGAGAAGCUUUUGGCAAAGCACAUAGAAGAUGUUCGAUCGGGUUCGAAGAGUCCUGGCAGGGGAGAACUGUUUGCUCUGUCAUCUGUUUUCAACGUCGACAUUUUCAUCGGAAAGAAUGGCGGAAAUGACUGGGACCUGUACAUGCCUGUCUCCAGCAUCUACACUAAAUGUCUCGAUUCACCAAUUCUUUUACAAGUACAGGGAAAGGAAUCCUUACACUACUUACCUUUUGUCUCACAUGAAAACCAAUGCUCCUGCAAGCAGACUAGGCCAGUUAUCAGGGGACAUAUUGGAAUGAUCGCAGACAAUAUUCAAACAAAUGUGUUACGAGCAACGUGUUGUCCGUCACGGAGACAUGGUUUCCACGGCCAUCUUGACCACAUUCCUAACAGCAGAAAGACUUGGGCUGUUAGAGAAGAAUGCUUUCUACCAGACAUUACCACUGAGACCGUUUUGACAAGACUUUCUGCAGAAGAACGUCGACUAGAUAAGAUUAUCGUUGGAAAUGGAACAUUAAAUAGUGCCCUGGCGAAGGAAUUAUAUGAACAUGACGAAGAUUUAUCAGGUGAGUUACUUGAAAUCUUGGACAGAGAAAACAACAGUUUGAGUGAUAAACUGCAGGAAGUCUGCAAUUGGAUUCAAUUACCAAUUUAUACAUUCAAUAUGGCAAUCGUGCAAGGCGAUUCACGUCCAGGACUUCAUUGGACACGAUUUGAACCAAACGCCAUUCUCCAAUCUCAGCAGAGAAGAUCUUGUAGAUUUUAUAUUACCAUUUUUCACGACCAAUGCAAAGGAGCUUUUGAUCGAAUCAUUCCGAAAUGUGGGUGCAAUUGCCAACUACCACCGCCAGUUUCGCUAUUACUCUUACAAAAAGAUACAAAAUCAGACAUGAUACAGCAUAUUGAACCGGGCAGUAGACACAGGGUCUUUGAUACAUAUUUCAGCGAAACGCCAGAUGAAAGCCUGUAUUGUACAGAAAUCAGAUACUUCCCUCCAUGUCCUCCUUACUCAGGACUUCACAUGAUACAACAGAGAGAAGAUAUGAGAGACAGGAUAGUAGACUAUGUAGAAUUUUUCGAUCACUCACUUCUUCGAUGUAUGAGCAAGGAAAUAUUCGGAACUGAGCAACACAUUGACUUCUUACUGAAAGAGUUUACAGCUGAAAUUUUACAAAAUCUCGAUCUUUACAUGCCUUUCAUGGAGGGUAUUGCAAAGUUUAGAUUCGAGAAAAAAUUCGGAAAAAUUAAAGAUAUAGGAAAGGAGGGACAAAAGUUAGCCGAGUUCUACAUUUUGCGAAUGGAGGACGAUUUGACGAUAGGAGACCUAUUGCUCUGGGUGAUCUGCACUUUUUUCCAAAUUGAAAUGGUGGUUCUCCGAUUUGCAGAGUCAAAGAUUUCAACUGAAACCUACUGGACGGAAUAUUUUCCCUUGCGAAAAAAGACAGAUAGAGAUGGAAAUCUUAUGAGAAAGAAAGAGAUCAUUACAUUACUAGAGAGCCAGACAAAACGAUUCUACAGAAUUGUAUCAAGAUAUAAUGCAUGCAACUGUAGUCUGGACGGUCCAAUUGUCCCAGGAACAAUGAAAGAUCCCGCUUCCGUUUCCUCUCCCCAUGAUUGGAAAUACAUAAGACAGAUGCGAAACAUAGAAGCCAAGAUCGAAAUCGUCGUGGAUACCAUUAACCAAUGGCAAGAAUGCAAUCUUCUUCUUCAACAGACUUGCGACAAGGUAAUUGAGGAAAUGGAACUCCGUCGUAGAAACGUAAACAUUGCAACAAUAACUGGCUCUGGUGCUGGAAUAUUGGGCACUGUUCUGACAGCUGUAGGCAUUGGAAUUGCGCCAUUGACAGCAGGGGCAUCCCUGGCUUUGGCUAUUGGGGGAGGUGCCCUGGCAGCUACUGGUGGAUCGGUAGCAGCUGGUGCUAAGAUUACCGAAACAGUCAUGAACACGAAAACAGUUGAAAUUUUGAAAAGGUAUCAAGAUGGCUAUCAAGAACGAUUUGAAGAUGUUGAACGCAAUCUGCAACUGCUUGCAAAUGAAAUCGAGAAGCUCGACGAUAUUGCGAGUAACAUGAAAACUAACCAAGACAUAGAGGCCCUGGAUUUUGCUACAUUACAAAGCUUACCAGGAAUUUUAAGAAUGGCCAAAGGGAUUACCAUGAUUCCAUUGGCGGUGCUACAGAUUUCUGCUCGAGGAAUCACCAUUCUAGGCGCUGUGAUAGGACCGUUAUCAGCACUGGUCGAUGUUGGCUUUAUGGCUUUUUCAAUUCGGAAUAUGGUAAAAGGAAAUAAGACGGAUGUCACCGAAAAUCUUCGCCGAAUAUCCGCUUCGCUAUAUGGAUCCAGGAGGCAAAUGCAUGCUUGGGCGUUUGGUAAUCAGAAAGCUUUGAUUCACGGCUGAAGAUAUUUUGUGUAAAGUAUCGUUCUUCUUGAUAUAUGUACGUCAUAUCAAUGAACCAAAUGGGGGGAAAUUCAAAUUGUGUACAUAUACUUUGAUCAUUUUCACGUUAUAUUUGAUUAUCAUAACUUAGACAUUCCUUAUCCUCUUGUAAAUAUUUGCUUCUUACACAAUCUUCAGUGGAUAACGCCUCUAGAAUCAUAUCACCUUACCAGUGGAAUCCACAGACUGUAGAAUGUUCCUUUUAGAUACUAAUAAGUAAAAAUUGCAGACCAGUAGCAGUCAUCAAUGUCAAUAUAACUAUGUGCUUUGCUAAAAAGGGGAUUUAUUGUAUUAAUAUUUAAUAAAAAGUAUUAUUUGGAUAAUUUUACAACUUUUAUCAACAAGUGGAAAACGUGAUUUUGUAUGUAAUCAUUUCAAUAAAAAUGAGAUUGCUUAA